Messenger RNA from Acanthochromis polyacanthus (spiny chromis), 3755 nucleotides. RefSeq names its product calpain-1 catalytic subunit-like. Gene Ontology annotation, molecular function: calcium-dependent cysteine-type endopeptidase activity. Lineage: Eukaryota; Metazoa; Chordata; Actinopteri; Pomacentridae. Gene Ontology annotation, biological process: proteolysis. Bases 2163 to 3653 code for a protein of 496 amino acids. The record is from RefSeq and is a predicted model, not a curated record. The transcript has 21 exons. Gene Ontology annotation, cellular component: cytoplasm.
GGUCAGGUUUAAAAACGUCACCGACCGCGUUUGGGACCCUUUUCUCUUCGGCUGUCGGUCUUGUUGGUUGAGUUGAGCUGAUGCAGUUUUUGGUGAACUUGUUUGGAGAGUUCAGUAGUCAUCAGGUCACAGAACUAACUGUUCAAAUAACACACGUGGACAACACAAGUUUAUUGUGCAGAUCAAAUCAUCAUGAAGUCACCUUAUCACUGGGAGACUCAUUGCAACAUGGCAGCUCAAGAGGAUGGAAACUCAGGACUAAGCUGAAGAGUUGUGUGAACAGUCAUAAAGAAUGUAAAGAAGAAAAACACAUCUGCUGUUGAGCAGAUGUUUGAAUGAUGGUUGCCAUGCAGUGCUGCGUGUUCUGCCAACUAAACCAGCUGAUCACCGAUUGAUUUCAUGCAGAGGUUGAGCUGUUUCUCUGGAAAAUGAUUCCUCUUCUGCAGUGCUUCUACACCUUAGAGAUGGCAUCCAUGUAAGUCUGCUGGUCUGAUCAUGGGCCCUGAACUUUGCCAUCAAGUGACGUUGACAGUGGUUCCAGCAACUGCCAAUAUACCUGAAAACGUCAUAUGGUGCCAAAACAACUAAUGGAUAAUGGCAGUGAAGAUGGAUAUCAUUUUUUAAACAUUUUACACUGAAAUUACAAUAAAAUGUGAAAACAGAUUUCGAAUCCGUGAUGUAACUUCUUGAGUUUCCACAAUGGUACAUGCAAGCAUAUGUUUGUAUGUCAGAGCUAAACUUGAAUUUUCUGGUGCCCUUCUCAACCCUUGGGGGAGGAUCAUGAAGACACAAAAUGAACAUUAUAUGUAACAUUUUUUUUUGUAACUUAAAUUACUCAUUGUACCUCUUGUCAAAAAGAAGUCGGGUGGUUGGAACUGGUACCUGCACCAUCUGUUUCUGUAUUUUGACCUUUGAGUGACCAGAUGCUGUUGCAGAAACUACAGUAGCAUAUGCCGGGAUCCAGGGAUGUUUCUAUUUUACAUUUGUUUUGAAUUUAGCACGAAUGUAGUAAUGACGAAUGAUGCCACGUUAACCCUUUGAUGGGCAGUGGGGGUCAGGAGAUACGGAUUUUCCAUUGGAUUUGGGUCACUUUUGACCCAUGUUGUACAUCAAUGGGUUACCAACUUGAGUAAAGUGCUGAAUCUCUGAAAAAUGGUCCUUAAGUUCAGAAUCUUAGUAUUUGGUGUGCCUUCUUUUUACCUUAAUGACAGCAGCAUACGAACCACUCCACUCCAGUUUGUGCAAAACCUGGUAAUCCAUGUUAUCCCAACAAUGAUCCAAUAAGCUUUUUGUGAUGUCAGUAUUGUUUGCAAAAAUUAGUUGAUCUCGUGACUGUGGAGGAAAGUCCAUAAUGGCCAGCUGUCCUUGAUCUUCCUUGGGGGUCGGUUUCAAAGAUGUGAGGUGUGUUUGGUCUUGUUGUCAACCUGCAGUAAGAGUCCUUAAAGAUUCAAACCAGGGGGUGCAGCAUGUCUCUAAGAGUGUUAAUUAUUUCAGUCAAGGUGAAAUUAAGUACAGGUUUCCAGAGUAGUAAAACGCUUCCAGACAUGAACCCCACCACCAUGUUUCACUGUGGAUCUGACACAUUGUGGUAUUAUUCCUUCUCCUGGUCUCUAUGUUACUGCCAGAAAUCGCACACUUGUAAAAAGGAUUUUUUUUUUCUCCAUCUACUGAAAUUUCAGAAUGUCUUAGGUUUAUCCAAGUGGUUUAGAGGUUUCGUCCUCUGACGCCCUCACUGGACCGCCCUCUUUUGAGAGCACGUUUGCUGGUUGCAGUCUUGUGCUCUUUAUUUCGCAAAUUCUGUUUAUGUGGUGAAGUUAGUUUUUUUGCUUUGCUUGAUGUAUUCAUUUUCUGCUCACUUUCGAUUGUUCUUUGUAACUAGCCCACUUCAAUCCACUUGUAAUUUGACACAGAACUUUUCUCUUCCGCUUCCUCUUUUCAAUUCAAAUGAUGCAACUGUCGCUUACUUGCAACUGCAAGUUUCCCACUGUAUCACAAUGCUUCUUUGUAUGCCACGUCUGUUGAAACUCGACACUGAGCCGUGUUUAUAGCAGGAGAGCAGUGGCUUGAAGUUGAUAAACUUGAACAGAUUUCCAGUGAUUCGAUCCAAACCUGAGAGUUAUCUGAACGCUGCUUCAGUAGAAGAGAAGCAAUUUAAGUUCAACAUGACAUCUACCUGCGUGAAGAUGAUUCACUCCCUGUACAAGCAGGGAGGAGAGGGAAGCCCCUGUAAUCCAGUGAAAUUUAAAGGUCAAGACUUUAAGCAGCUCAAGGAGACUCUUCUUAGAGAGGGGAAGAAGUUUGAGGACGAAACUUUCCCAGCAAACAUCGACUCUCUGGGACAAUUUGAGGAGCUCACAGCUGAGCAGCUCAAAGAAGUGAAGUGGUGUAGACCACACGAGCUUAACCCCAACCCUUCAUUUGUUGUGGAUGGAGUUUCAAGGUUUGAUUUUCAGCAAGGAUUUGUUGGCAACUGCUGGUUUCUUUCAUCCAUCGGAGCGCUGACUAAACGCAAAUCGUUGAUGGUACAAGUGGUGCUUCCAGAUCAAAGCUUCAAGGACAAUUAUGUGGGGAUAUUUCACUUCAGGUUUUGGAGAUUUGGAAAAUGGGUGGACGUUGUCAUUGAUGACUUGUUGCCAACUCUCUACGAGCAGCUUGUGUCAGUUUCCUCCAAGUCUGGAACAGAGUUCUGGCCUCCUCUACUGGAGAAAGCAUAUGCCAAGGUUUGUGGAUCUUAUGGAGACAUGAUCGCUGGUCUCCCGCCUGAAGCCUUGAAGGACUUCAGUGGAGGUGUCCAUAUGAACUACAAGCUGUCCAAACCCCCGCCUGACCUGUGGGAUGUCAUGAUCAGGGCCACGCAGUGCAAAACGAUGAUGGCAUGUGGAACUUUUAGUGGGGAGAAAGGAGAAGAGUACAGUAACAAGUUUGGUCUGGUGGCAGGUCAUGCCUUUGCUGUAACAGCAGUCAAGCAGGUAGAGAGUCAAGGGAAAAAGGUGAAUCUGGUGAGGAUCUGGAACCCGUGGGGAGAGAAAGAAUGGACUGGAGAUUGGAGUGACCAGUCAACCCUAUGGAGUACUGUGAGCGAGGAGGUCCAGGAGGAGUGUUUGAAAGUGCGUGAUGAUGGAGAAUUCUGGAUGACACUGGAAGACCUUUGUACCUACUUUGAAGAACUGGACAUCUGCUGCGACAGCCCCAACUUUGUUGAUGACGAUGCCGUUUGCCAGUGGAACUGUUCAGUGAAAGAAGGCCGCUGGGAAGCUGGAAAAUCAGCAGGAGGUGGCGAUUACGACACAGAGGGUUUCUGGACAAAUCCACAGUACCGUCUCACAGUGAAAGAGAUCAAAGGAGGCAACAAUAUCUUACUGUCUCUGCUGCAGAAACCUGAUGAAGAAUAUCGCAGCAAAGUUGUGUAUUACUACAUCGGGUUCACCAUCUACAAGGUGCCAUCAGGGGCACCCAAAGGACGACUUUCAUCAUCAGACCUCAAGGAUGCACCACCUCCCAAAGAGAGUAUCAUGGAUAAGAAAAGAGAAAAGAUUGAGAUGCACAGUUUGGAGCCGGGAGAGUACUUGAUCAUUCCCAGCACGUAUGAUCCCGGCAAGACAGCAAGUUUCAUCAUUACCGUCUACUCCAAAGCAGAGACCGAGAUCGAAUGAGGAAACCUGAUUGUCAAUAGAUGGAGGACAGCAUUUGUUGUUAAUCAAAGUUCUGCAACAAUCUGCAAGUAAUGAAAAUUAAAAGUUGUUUAUGAAUCUUGA